AGGGAAUUCAAAACAAGAGGGCGGGACUACCACUACGCGAACUACUUUCUCAUCCCCUCCGAAAUUCUUCUCCUAAUUUGUAGUUUCAGAGCGAUAAAACCCAAAAAUUAUCAGUGCAAAUGGCGAAGCGUAGAGCUAAAAAAGCUGUUAAAGAAGUUCCAGCACCAGUUGAGUGCGGAGUAGAGGUAAACGACAAGGAGGGCCAAAAUAAGGAGAAAAGAUUCGGAUUAAUGGAUCAGGAAGUUGAGCAGCAGUGUGCUGCAAUUAGGGCUGUCCGGGAUGUAGAGAUUGACCAUUUGCUGACUGCUUUGCGUUUAUUACGUUCAUACUUUAGUGAAGAGCAGCUUCAGACGCCUGCAUUGCAAUUUUUUAAUGAGAACCUCCCAAAUCUACCAGUUGUAAGAAAUGCAGAAAAUGGACAGUUCGAAGUGCAGUGGAAACACGAGGAUGGUAACCUCUCCAUUCAUGAUGCCGAUGGAGGAGAUAUCCAUGCUUGUCUUUUGCAUCGCAUGUCCUUAGUUUAUGCUAACCACCCUUCUAUUCCGUCUUACGGUGGCUUUGAGUUGUCAACUGAAGCAGCAAGAAUGAGCCUUCUAAGAGCUGACAGUCAGCAGAACAAGGACUUCAUUUUGGAGGGGACAUCUGAGAGUCAGAUGUUUGGAAUGCAUGAGGCUCUUCAAACUCCUGGGGUGACCAGCCAAAGGUUAUCAGUUGGAAUGACACCCAAAACAAAGAGGUUGCCGAAGCCUGGAGAGAUUCUUCUUUCAGUCCAUGGCUCACCCCUUGGCGUCUACAAAGAGGAUAAUAUGGAAGCCAUAUAUGAGUCUGAUGAGGGUUGAUUGGCUUCAAAUCUAUGCAACAUUAGCAAUAAACUUCAAAGGCCCUUGAAUCAUCCUACUGGUUGUUAUUAUAAUACACUGUUAUAUUUUGAAUAUGACUGCUCCCGAAGUUUGCUUAGGAUCUAUUUUGUUACUUUUUCUUGAAUUUGAUCUUGUCUCUGUUACCCGAGCUCAAGUUAUCUACAAUUUCAGUUU
Molecule: messenger RNA, 1034 nt
Organism: Hibiscus syriacus
Lineage: Eukaryota; Viridiplantae; Streptophyta; Magnoliopsida; Malvales; Malvaceae
Exons: 8
Coding region: 120-839 (239 amino acids)
Source: RefSeq, a predicted model, not a curated record